This is a messenger RNA of Closterium sp. NIES-65, 1260 nucleotides long. Lineage: Eukaryota; Viridiplantae; Streptophyta; Zygnematophyceae; Desmidiales; Closteriaceae. The record is from the annotation of a GenBank genome assembly.
AUGGCUUCCCCUAGCGUUCUCACCUUUGACGCUGAGGGUCGGGCAGUGGACUUUGAGGUCUGGGUAGAUGAUCUGCAGCUUUUCCUGCAGUGCGAUAGGGCAGACGGCCUCUCCCUGUUUGACCCCACUUCUGGUGCCUCCCCUGCCCCUGCUGCUAAUGCUGACGCCACUGUUCGCUCACAGUGGGCCACACGUGACGCUGCUGCUCGCCUUGCUGUGCGCCGCCACUUACCGACCACUGAGCGUGCACACUUUAGCCAGUACAAGAGUGCUCAGACCUUGUACGACGCUGUAGUUGCACGCUACUCUUCCCCUGCCACUGCUGCACUGAGCCGCCUCAUGCUACCGUACCUCUUCCCUGACCUUGCUGCCUUUCCCACAGUCGCUGACCUCAUUACGCACCUCCCCACUAGUGACACUCGCUACCGCGCUGCGCUUCCUGCUGAGGGUGUUCUUCCUCCCCUCUCUUGCCCUCUGUUGCCUCUGCUGCUGCGGCCGACCUCGUUGGUUUCGAGUCGGUCGGCGCUGCAUCUGCCCCGAGCGGGAGACGCCGCACCGGCAAGGGCAAGGGGGGCAAGAGCACUGGAGAGGGUGGAGGGGGCGGUGGAGGUGGUGGUGGAGGCGGUGGAGGGAGUGGGGGUGGUGGUGGGAGUGGUGCUGGGGGUGGCGGCGGCGGCGGCAGCAGUGGAGGCGGCGGAGGCGGUGGAGGUGGCGGAGGGAGCGGAGGCGGCGGAGGUAGUGGAGGAGGCGGAGGUGGAGGAGGCGGCGGAGGCGGCGGAGGCGGCGGCGGCGGCGGAGGCGGCGGUGGUGGAGCGAGUCGCUACUCUGCGCCGAGGAGUGGCGCCGGUGGUGCGCGGUGGGGGUUUUGGUCCCUGCUCUUACGUUCUCCGUACCGGCGACCGCACUGGUGAGCAGUGCGGAGGUCCGCACUCCACCCAGCGCUGCUUUGGUCGCCUGACGGACGCGUGGCGUCGCCAGUUCCCUGAGGCGUCAGAGAUCCCUCGCUGGGGAGAUCUGGCUAAGGCCGGGGCUACUAUCUUUGAUCUUGACUUUGAUGCUAUUCUUGCUGCCAUGUAUGCUGUUGCUGAUAGUGUUGAGGGUGCCUGUUACCUGUGUGUACCGCCUGACCCGGGCAUUGAGGCUGCUGUGCUAGGUGCUGGUGAGACUGCUGCUCUAGGUGCUAGUGCGUCUGCUGCCCCAGGUGCUAGUGCGUCUGCCGCCCAAGGUGCUGGUGAGUCUGCUCUCUCAGGUACUACGUAG